AUGACGCCGUUGCGUUCCAUUUCCACCGAGGGAACCUGUCCGAUAUUCACUCAGGAAGUGGACCCCGUGUUGCUUAAGCACUCCCUGGAAGACCGCGUCGCGUACCUCACCGACUUCCUCAAUUUCUCUUCUCAUGACCAGGACGUAAUCACGCGCAUCGCCACUGCGGUAAACGGCAUCAUACCAAGUCUGGUCGACAGUAUGUAUGCGAAGCUCUUUGAGUUUGAUAUCACGAAGAAAGUCUUCAUGACGCGAAAUCAGGGGUUUGAUGGACCACUACCGGAGAGGCUGGAAGACUUAACACUGGAUAGUGCACAAAUCGUAUUCCGGAAGGUCUUCAUGAAAGCAUGGGCCCGUCGAGUCCUCACAGCCGAUUACUCAAGUGGUAAAACGUGGGCCUAUAUGGAUAAAGUUGGCGUCAUGCACACCGGUGUUUCCCCUUUCAAGCACCAACGUACCAUGGGCAUCGCACCACUCAACGUCCCAUAUCGGGAUUGUGCCUUGACACUCGGCCUUGUUCAGAACAUUCUCCAGACAGCGAUUCUGCAGCUGCCUGCCGAGACAGCAGACUUGCAGACGAAAAUAGAUGCUGUCUCAGCGAUAAACAAGGUUAUCUGGAUUCAGAAUGAUCUGUUCUCCAGACACUAUAUCGAUGAAUGA
This is a messenger RNA of Postia placenta MAD-698-R-SB12, 660 nucleotides long. RefSeq lists its product as hypothetical. Gene Ontology annotation, molecular function: heme binding; oxygen binding. Bases 1 to 660 code for a protein of 219 amino acids. Lineage: Eukaryota; Fungi; Basidiomycota; Agaricomycetes; Polyporales; Adustoporiaceae. The record is from RefSeq and is a predicted model, not a curated record. The transcript has 5 exons.